UUUUAUUUUGAAGGUUUUGUCAUAGGAAAAUGAUGUCAUAAUUUGUGCUGCUGGCAGAAUAGUAGUGCAGAGGUUAGAAAAGGGAAACAAUACAGUUGUCGUCAUCAUGGCAGACCCUUGGAAAGAGUGCAUGGACCACUGCCUUGAGGUGACCAAAGAGGCUGGGAAGAUGAUCCAAGAAGCGUUGCAGAAGGACAUCUCCAUCAUGCAGAAGAGCUCUCCUGUGGACCUGGUCACUGAGACCGACCAGAAGGUGGAGCAACUCAUCAUCUCCUCCAUCAAGGAGAAGUUCCCCACACACAGUUUUAUAGGUGAAGAGUCUGUAGCGGCGGGAGCAACCAGCAACCUAACUGAUAAUCCCACCUGGAUCAUCGACCCCAUUGAUGGGACCACCAACUUUGUCCACAGAUUCCCCUUUGUCUCUAUGUCGAUUGGUUUUGCUGUGAAGAAAGAGAUAGAGUUUGGCAUUGUCUACAGCUGCCAAGAGGGCAAGAUGUACACAGCACGGAAGGGGAAAGGGUCAUUCUGUAAUGGAGAACCCAUCAAAGUGUCUGGGCAGGAAGACAUCACCAAGUCCUUGGUCCUGACAGAGAUGGGCUUUAAGAAGGAUUCAGAGCACUUCAAAACCAUGAUGGGCAACAUCGAGACUAUCCUCACCAUCCCUGUGCACGGCAUCCGCUCACCGGGUAGUGCGGCAGUCAACAUGUGCCUGGUGGCAUGCGGAGCGGCUGAUGCCUACUACCACAUGGGCAUACACUGCUGGGACAUGGCUGGAGGAGCUGCCAUCAUUAGAGAGGCUGGGGGUGUCAUCAUGGACAUCUCAGGAGGCCCAUUUGACCUGAUGUCCAGGAGGCUGAUCAUUGCCAGCAGCAGAACCAUCGCAGAGCGCAUCUCCCAGGUGAUAAAAGCAUUCCCCGUAGGAAGGGACGACAUCGAGGGAUAGAGUACCAUCACACACACAUGCAUGCACAGAGGGACUGACACAUGGCUGCAGGUGCAUGCGCACCCAGCAGAACAUACAUACACAUGUUUAGAUUAGUCAGGUCAAGAUCCUCUCUGCGCCUUAAUUGUUAAACUGGUGGUAUUAACCUUUCUCUGAAUGCACCUCAGUGGAUUUGCGAAAACCUAUCAAUGAAGACCAACUUUAUUCAUUUAAUUGACUGUUUGCCCCUCAAGGGCUUUGACUUGCAUCUCAUUUUUGGGGGGCAUUUAAGUGAGAACAAGAUUAGAAAAUGUGGUCAUUGUAGACCAAGACAUUUUCUGUCUCAAUCAUACACCACAUGGCCAAAGUAUAUGGACAUACCUUCAAAUUUGUGGAUUUGUUUAUUUUAGCCACACUCAUUGCUGACAAGUGUUUAAAAUCAAGCACACGGCCAUGCAAUCUCCAUAGACAAACAUUGGCAGUAAAAUGGCCUUACUGAAGAGCUCAGUGACUUUCAACGUGGCACUGUCAUAGGAUUCCAUCUUUCCAAUGAGUUAGUUUGUCAGAUUUAUGCUCUGCUAGAGCUGCCCAGGUCAACUGUAAUUGCUGUUAUUGUGAAGUGGAAACGUCUUGGAGCAACAACGGCUCAGUCGCGAAGUGGUAGGCCGCACAAGCUCACAGAACAGGACCGCUGAAGCACGUAGCGCGUACAAAUCAUCUGUCUUCAGUUGCAACACUCACUACUGAGUUCCAAACUGCCUCUGGAAGCAACUUCAGCACAAUAACUGUUUGUCAGGGGAGCAUCAUGAAAUAGGUUUCCAUGGCAGAGCAGCCACAACACUAGCUUCAGAUCACCAUGCGCAAUGCCAAGCGUCGGCUAGAGUGGUGUAAAGCUCUCCUCCAUUGGACUCUGGAGUAGUGGAAAUGUGUUCUCUCGAGUGAUGAAUCACGCUUCACCAUCUGUCAAUCCGAUGGACGAAUCUGGGUUUUUCGGAUUCCAGGAUAACGCUACCUGCACCAAUGCCUUAUGCCAACUGUAACGUUUGGUGGAAGAGGAAUAAUGGUCUGUGGCUGUUUUUCAUGGUUCGGGCUAGGCCCCUUAGUUCCAGUAAAUGGAAAUCUUAACGCUACAGCAUACAAUGACAUUCUAGACAAUUCUGUGCUUCCUGUUUCUGCAUGACAAUGCCCCCAUGCACAAAGCGGGGUCCAUACAGAAAUGGUUUGUCGAGAUGAGUGUGGACAAACUUGACUGGCCUGCACAGAGCCCUGACAUCAACCCCAUCGGAAACCUUUGGGAUGAAUUGGAAUGCAGACUGCUAGUCCGGCCUAAUCGCCCAACAUCAGUGCAUGACCUAACUAAUGCUCUUGUAGCUGAAUGGAAGCCAGUCCCUGCUGAAAUGUUCUAACAUCUAGUGGAAAGCCUUCCCAGCUGAGUGGAGGCUGUUAUAGCAUCAAAGAGGGAACAACUCCAUAUUAAUGGCCAUGAUUUUGGAAUGAAAUGUUCAACAAGCAGGUUCUCCACAUACUUUUGGUCAUGUGUAAGUUGAAAAUUUUAAGUAACUGUAUUAUAACUUGAACAAAUAACACAAACCUUAGCAGUAUAUAGCUUCCUUGACUGAUUUAGAAUCUUGAGUUACAAAGACAUCCAUUGACUUUCCACAAAAUAUAUAGGGAAAUCUGUAUUUAUUUAGAUCUGAAUUGUAAUGAAUAAUUUUCCUACUCUACUACAGUGCUAAAUACUUUAUAUGUUAUGUACUGUGAGGUAUAUUUAUUUAUUGCAGGUAUUGGUAUAAUAUGUUAAUGCUUUCGCAAAUAACUUGUUACCCACAUGUAUUAUUUUACAAACCUCUCAUAUUUGGAGUGACCAUACAUUGAAGCCUCACUCCCAGAGAACAUAACAUGUUGGGUAACUACAGUGAGGCAAAAAAGUAUUUAGUCAGCCACCAAUUGUGCAAGUUCUCCCACUUAAAAAGAUGAGAGAG
Molecule: messenger RNA, 2904 nt
Organism: Oncorhynchus kisutch (coho salmon)
Lineage: Eukaryota; Metazoa; Chordata; Actinopteri; Salmoniformes; Salmonidae
Product: inositol monophosphatase 1
Exons: 9
Coding region: 107-943 (278 amino acids)
Biological process (GO): phosphatidylinositol phosphate biosynthetic process; signal transduction; inositol metabolic process
Molecular function (GO): inositol monophosphate 1-phosphatase activity
Source: RefSeq, a predicted model, not a curated record